AUGGCUUCUCAAAAGAAAGAAAAUAGAUUAUUCAAUUUAACACCUAAUAAGUCAUAGCAACUUCAAUAAUCGACAUUUUUUUAGAAAGGUUAUGUUAGUUCUAAUAAUUUUCCAUAAAAAAUUGCUCCAAAUUAUUAAUUUAGUUAUGAAAGCAUGCCUAAAGUAAAUUGUCAUUAUCAUGUUGAUCAAUAUAUAACUAUGUUUUGUAGAUGUUAAACUUGCUAAAUGCCCUUAUGUCCACAAGUAUAGAAUUAUAUAAUUAAAUUAGUGUGUUAAGAUCCAUUCUCAAGAACAUCAAGCAUACAAUACAUAUGGAGAUUUUGAUACUCUAGAGAACUGUUUAACAGAAGUGUAUCAAUCUGUGGCUGCCAAUUGUAAUAGAUUUGUAGAUGAAAUGGGAUAAUUGAAUAAAGUAACAGCAUUAAAUGAAGGGAUUAAUUAUUAUAUGGAUAAAGUUAAAUAAGCAAGAUAAUAAUGCUAUUAAGUAAUUGAUAAUUUCUUUAACACCUUGGAAGCAGAAUUAGCUUAAGAAAUAGAAGGAAAUAGAGGAUUUAUGACUAAUCAAUCUUAGAACUUUAGUAAAUACUUGUAAUAAAGAUGGAAGACAUUAAUGAGUCUCUUGGAAAAACUGAAUACAGAUAGAUGUGUAAAGACUCUUGUAAAAUAUUACACAUCUAAUCUUCCUCAAGAAAAUGAGGAAUAUUAUCAUGAAUCUAAUUAAUUUAUGAAGCAGUUCAAUAAAUGCGUUCCUGAAAUCAUCUUAGAUUAAAGUGCAUUGUACGAGUUAAAUAUUGAUUUGGCUAAGUUUGUCUCUUUAAAAAAAGUCCCAGUUAUGAAGUAAGUAUCAAGAAAUCAUCCUUAAUAUCCUCCAAAUGAACCAAUAUAGCCAAUUUAUAAUUAAUUUAUACAGACAUAAUAAAAUCAAACUUUGAUGCCUAUGACAAGUGCAGAACCUCCUAUUGAGCCUCCAAAAUAGUAUCCAGUUAAAUAAGGAUCAUUCAAGUAGGAAUAAAGCCGUCCUAUUUAAUAAGAGAAUACAUAAAUUCAUCCGUAUUUAUUAACUCCUCCAAAAACGAGUAAUUUUUAUUAAUGA
Molecule: messenger RNA, 1093 nt
Organism: Paramecium pentaurelia
Lineage: Eukaryota; Ciliophora; Oligohymenophorea; Peniculida; Parameciidae
Source: the annotation of a GenBank genome assembly